AUGGAUUCAGAGAUAGAAGAGAAAUUCUUGAUGGGCUUCAUCAACGCCAACAUAGUGGGCCUCAAACACUACCCCGUCGCGCUCGUCGGCGGCCGGCAAAUGGUGGGCCUCAUCCGCGAACCCCUCAAUCAAUACGAUCCCAACGCCAUCCAAGUCUUGAACAUCCAACGCCUCCGCAUCGGCUACAUCGAACGCUCCGUCUCCGCCGUCAUUUCCCCCCUCAUCGACGCCGAACUCAUCACCGUUGAAGCCAUCCUCCCAUCCAUGCGCUCCCGCAACUUCCACAUCCCAGCCCAAAUCCACAUCUUCGCUGAACCCCACAACUUUAAUGCCGUCAGAGUUACCCUUUAUGCGGCUGACCUCCAACUCAUCAGCCCCUCCAACCCCGCCUUCACCCUCUCCGAGUCCGUCGCCGUUAAAGAAACGAAAUCCAACCAAAUGUACAAGUCCAUCGAUGCCAUCUUUAAAGUCGUUCAAGACAACCUCGCCUCCAAGACCACCGUCGCCGAAACCUUGGACCCUCCCUCCCGCAUCAUCAAAUCCCAGCUUCUCCCACACCAGAAGGAAGCCCUUGCGUGGCUCGUUCGCCGCGAAAAUACCACCGAGUUGCCGCCGUUUUGGGAAGAAAGAGACGGCACCUUCGUCAACGUGUUAACCGAUUACCAGACGUGUAAAAGACCAGAGCCCCUUCGCGGUGGCAUUUUCGCUGAUGAGAUGGGUUUGGGAAAGACUCUAACUUUGCUUUCUUUGAUUGCGUAUGAUAAAAGGAACGAAACGGGUAUCCCCAAAAAGAAAAGAAGCAGCUACGUGGUGGGUGCUUCACAGCGCGAGCGUGAUAUUCAUAGGUUUAUUUCUGGUGGCGUGAAAACGAAGGCAACGUUAGUGGUGUGUCCUCCUUCUGUUAUGUCAACGUGGAUACAGCAGUUAGAGGAGCACACUUUUCGUGGUGCAUUGAAGACUUAUAUGUAUUAUGGGGAAAGAAGGACCAAGGAUGUCGAGGAGCUUAAGAAAUAUGAUUUGGUGUUGAGUACUUACUCUACUUUGUCUAUUGAACGUCAAAAUGAUGAAAUGCCGGCGAAGAAAAUGCAAUGGAAGAGGAUUGUGUUGGAUGAAGCUCACCAUAUCAAGGAUUUCACUACUAAACAGACUUCAGCAGUUUGCAGGAUGAAUGCUCAAUACAGGUGGGCUGUUACUGGGACACCGAUUCUAAAUGGUUGCAUUGAUCUGUUUUCUCUAAUGGUUUUUCUAAGGUUCGAACCAUUUUCGGUCAGAAGUAGUUGGAGAGACUUUGUGCAACGCCCUAUUAAUAAGGGCAGGGACAAUGGACUCUCGCGUUUGCAGAUUUUGAUGGGUGCAAUUGCAUUGCGAAGAACAAAAGAAAAGGGUUUGGCAGGGCUGCCACCUAAAACCGUAGAUAUUUGUUAUGUUGAACUUUCUUCGGUAGAUCGUGAACUGUAUGAUCAAAUUAAAGAGCAAGCAAAGCCACUGUUGAAUUAUGACCCUCACAAAACUAUAAUGACCCAUUAUUCUGCUUUACUAGGUUGUCUACUACUGCUUCGCCAAAUCUGUACUGAUUCGGAAUUGUUGCCUUUAAAUCACAAGUCAGUGCUCCCUUCGUUUAAUAUUGAAGGUAUAUUCUUGCCCUUUGUAUCAGAUUCAUGUAUAUAGUUACUUAAUAGUUUGUUUACCUGGGUCCAAUUCGAAGUUUCCAAUAACCCUGAAUUACUGCAAACAUUACUUGGGUUGCUGCAAAAUGGUGAAGAUCUUGAGUGUCCAAUUUGUAUAUCUCCUCCAACGGAUAUUGUAAUCACAAGCUGUGCUCACAUUUUCUGCCGACAAUGUAUUCUGAAAAUUAUGGAGCGAAGCAAAGCCCCUUGUCCUCUUUGUCGGCGACCCCUCUCAGAAUCCAAGUUGUUCUCAGCCCCUCCUGAAUCUUUCAAUUCAGAUAGCACUGAACUAUGCUCAUCAGGAUCAAGGUUAUCUCCCAAAGCAUCAGCUCUGAUAAAACUUCUCACUGAAUCAAGAGAACAAAAUCCUGCAGUAAAGUCAGUUGUAUUUUCGCAAUUUCGGAAGAUGUUGUUGUUGCUGGAAAAGCCUCUGAAUGCAGCAGGUUUCAAGACUAUGCAUCUUAAUGGAACAAUGAAUGCGAAACACAGGGCUCGUGUCAUUGAGCAGUUUCAAGUCCAAGGAGGAGAUAGGCCAGUGGUUCUGCUGGCAAGCCUAAGGGCUUCAAGUGCAGGUAUAAAUCUCACAGCUGCCUCUAGAGUCUACUUUAUGGAGCCAUGGUGGAACCAUGCAGUUGAGGAACAAGCAAUGGAUCGUCUCCACCGCAUCGGUCAGAAAGAGCCUGUGAAAGUUUUUAGACUCAUAGCUAAAAACAGCAUUGAAGAGAAAAUAUUGGCAUUGCAGGAGAAGAGGAAACAAAUAACCGAGGAACCUCCUGUGGGUGGAUCAAAGGAAUAUGGCAUGAGCUACGAAGAUCUACGUCUCCUAUUAGUAGACUAG
Molecule: messenger RNA, 2505 nt
Organism: Abrus precatorius (Indian licorice)
Lineage: Eukaryota; Viridiplantae; Streptophyta; Magnoliopsida; Fabales; Fabaceae
Product: putative SWI/SNF-related matrix-associated actin-dependent regulator of chromatin subfamily A member 3-like 1
Exons: 3
Molecular function (GO): nucleic acid binding; ATP-dependent chromatin remodeler activity; ATP binding
Source: RefSeq, a predicted model, not a curated record